Molecule: messenger RNA, 1005 nt
Organism: Peniophora sp. CBMAI 1063
Lineage: Eukaryota; Fungi; Basidiomycota; Agaricomycetes; Russulales; Peniophoraceae
Source: the annotation of a GenBank genome assembly
AUGACACUACUCGUAGCCUUUGCAAAAGCCACCGUCAACGCCGACGAACAAUUCAAUGCCCCUGACGCAGACUUGGUCCUGCGCUGCUCGGACGGCAUCCACUUCGCAGUCCACCGAGCCAUCCUCCGACUCGCAUCACCGGUAUUCAGAGACAUGCUCUCUCUGCCACAGCCUUCGGUAAACGACUCUGUCGUAUCAAUGUCCGAGGACAGCCAAACCCUGCGCACCUUGUUGCGCUUCAUCUAUCCCCGCUCGUUCUGCGCCGAACCGAAUCUGAGCGAGCUCGCCGAUAUCAAACGCGCGGCAGGUCUGGCGCGCAAGUACGACAUCCAAUUCAUGCGCGACGCAGCCGAGAAGGCGCUUGUGGCUCUCGCAGAUAGUCAACCGGAGAUCGCGUACGUUGUGGCGUGGAAAUACGAGUACCCCAUCGCUCUUCGCGCUGCCGCACGGCGCUACCUCGAACCGCAUGAGAGCUCCUCUCAUGAUCCGGACUACGACGAGGUCCCGGCUACAGCUUUCAAAAGGCUGCUCGAGUACAGCGACAAAGUCCCCUCCGCACUGGAAGAACUACUCACUGACGGCCGCGACGAGGAGCAUCCCAUCACUUGGAUACGGCCGAACUACGCUUGGUGGUCAGAGCAAGACAAGCCAGAAAGCGUGGGGUUCGAAGAAGGCAACGCUCAUAUGUGCCUGACAGAGGUCACUUGGUAUAGAGGAGACUCAGCAGCUGAGAGUCACCACGCGGCGGUAUCGUCCUGGUGGUGGACCUACGUCCGAGCCGUCGUUAGACUCGUACAAAGUCGUGCGCGCCCUUCGCUGGAAGAUGCUCUCCGUCAACCGCUCGUCAAUACGGAUGCCCGGCAACAGCUCGCGGGAUGUGAAUCUUGUAGGUUGCGGGUUGAGUAUGGCUUACUGGACUGGACGAAGCAACACCUUCGCGCUGAGAUUGAGAGGCGACUCGACGAGAUCCCGAUCGACGCUCCCUUUAUGCGUAGUGAAAUUUAA